AUGGCCCCCAUUGCUGCAAACCAACAAACACCUGACAUGGAGCUGGAGCCUUGUUUUGAUAUUGGCUCGCAGACCAUAACAUUGAACUAUGGCAUCGUCAUCGUUUGUCUGCUACUCGUCUUUUACGCCCUGGCGCUUUGGGAUAGGUGGAUAACAUUGAAGUUGUACGAACGUCAGCGGUUGCAAGGUCACCGUCUGAACGUAAAUUAUGGCGCAACACAAAGCAGCAUUGCUAUCACUCGAACACCUCCGGAACUCGACAAACAAUGUUCAUUUGAAGAUAAUCCCAUACCAACUUCGAACGGCUUCUUGGCUCCUCCAAGACUUGUAGACCAGCGAUAUAUCGGGGCCUAUUGUCCAAAGUCUCAAACGCGUGGCCCUCUAUGA
Molecule: messenger RNA, 387 nt
Organism: Desarmillaria tabescens
Lineage: Eukaryota; Fungi; Basidiomycota; Agaricomycetes; Agaricales; Physalacriaceae
Exons: 4
Coding region: 1-387 (128 amino acids)
Source: RefSeq, a predicted model, not a curated record